GGUGUUGCUUGCUGGUUGGUGUCGGUAGAAAGAGAGAACAUGUCGAGCGUGCUAAGGUGUAGGGCAGUGCAGGCCCUGAGGUGCUCCUCAAUUCUGCAGGCCCGAGCUUUCACCGUUACAGCUGCACCAAACCAAGUAGCAGCAAAGGCAGAAGGAAUUAUAGGAGAGGAGCAGAAAGUCGCAGCAAGACCAGUAUCAGAAGUCCCAGGACCACGGAAGUAUCCUAUUUUGGGGACCGUGCCAUCCAUGCUUAUUGAUGACUCCUUCAAGAGCAAACAACUUCACCACUAUUUUGAAAAAAUAGUUAAAAUGUAUGGCCCAAUCGUACAAAUUCACUCCCCAUUCAAUCCUCCAGCGGUUAUUAUAGUGAACCCUGAUGACUGCGAGAUUAUGUUACGAGCUACAAUGGAAAACCCUAUCAGGGAUGGGUUUCAUUCUCUUAAGAAGAUUAGGCAAAACGCUGUUGACAAUUACUUCAAUCAUAAAACUGGAUUACUGUCAGAAAAUGGAGAGGAAUGGUGGCGCGUCCGUAGCCGUGUUCAAACCUCUAUGAUGAAGCCAAAGAACGUGGUUUCAUACUUACCCGAGAUGGAUCAGAUUACUCUCGACUUCAUGGAAAGAAUUGCUUACCUACAAUCACAGCACGGAGAAAUGCCAAGUGACUUUCAGAAUGAAAUCUACAAGUGGGCUCUUGAAUCUGUUGGUAUUGUAGCACUGAACCGCCGCUUAGGUUGUCUUGACCCAAACAUUACAGAGGAGUCGGAGCCAAUAAAACUAAUUAAUUUGGUAAACGAAAUAUUUAUUGAUAUUAAUCACCUAGAGUUCAAUUUGCAUAUUUGGGAGGUGUUUCCAACCCCAACUUACAAAAAACUCAAGAAUAAUCACGAGGAAUUCUUAAAGUUGGCAGACCGGAAUAUACGCGAGACAGAAGCUUCAUUGUUAGCCCAGGCUCCUGAUGAUGACCGGGAACUGACGCUCAUGGAGGCACUUCUCCUCAAGCCAGGACUGACCCGUAAAGAUGUUGUCACACUCAUCCUUGACAUGCUCUUUGCUGGCAUUGAUACCACCUCACACACACUGGGUUUCACCUUGUACUUGCUAGCCCGAAACCCAGAGGUACAGGCACGACUCCAGGAGGAGGUGGACACAGUACUUGGGGACCACCAGGGGCCACUCACUCCAAAACACUUGGCUCAACUUUCCUAUCUCAAGGCUGUCAUCAAAGAAUCCAUGAGGAUCUUCCCAAUAGUGAUUGGCGUGGGCAGAACUUUGGAUAAGGAUGUCGUGCUCAGUGGAUUCCUAGUUCCUAAAGGGUGGGCAGCUUUCGCCAUUUCUAGGGUAAUGAAUUUGGAUGAGUCACUGUUCCCUCGACCAAAAGAAUUCAUUCCUGAGCGUUGGCUACGACACAAGCCUCUGGGGCCCAUUCAUCCUUAUGCCUUCCUCCCCUUUGGUGCUGGGACCAGGAUGUGUAUUGGUCGACGCAUUGCUGAACAGGAAAUGUACACCUUCCUUACAAGGGUUAUGCAGCGGUUCACAGUUGACUAUCAGUAUGAAGAUAUUGACAUGGUGUGCAAGCUAGUGUUCACUCCCUCGCAACCACUCAAGUUCAGUUUUACAGAAAGGCGCUGAACAGCGUUGUGAAUUAGAGAAAUUUAUUGUGUUGCAACUUUAACUUAGAACAUUAUACUUUACUGGUUACUGUUAUAUAAUCAAGAAUGAAAAGAUGCAGAGGACACCACGGUUAACUUUAUUGUAAUCAAGAAGUUACAGUACAUAUAUGAAAUACUGUUGACAAAAGUGCCGGCUACCUAAAAAUAUUUAGUUUACUGGAAUGGAAAUAAUAUAGCUAGCCAGAAAUUUAUGAAGCUGAAAUCUUUUGUGAAAAUAUAAUAAGAGCAACCAUGUCGUCAGUGAAUGCCUCUGCAGUGUCUGGUAAGAUCAGUAGGUAAGACUUACAUUAUCAUAUAGUUAUUGUAUCUCUGUAGUUUGUCAUUAGUUCACUUAGAUGUCUUGUUUGUAAACCCCUCCAUGAUUCAUUAUGAAUUAAAAUAUUUUAUAUUUG
Molecule: messenger RNA, 2062 nt
Organism: Homarus americanus (American lobster)
Lineage: Eukaryota; Metazoa; Arthropoda; Malacostraca; Decapoda; Nephropidae
Product: probable cytochrome P450 49a1
Exons: 11
Coding region: 40-1629 (529 amino acids)
Molecular function (GO): monooxygenase activity; oxidoreductase activity, acting on paired donors, with incorporation or reduction of molecular oxygen; heme binding
Source: RefSeq, a predicted model, not a curated record